AUGGACGAAUUUACGAAGAUAUCUGGCCCAGUUCCGAAGAACUUCGACGCGGAAAACGCAGACAAUCUUGAAGAUAUCGAGAAGCAGUUCGCUGUUAAAGCGGUACAGCAUCUGGAGACGUAUUGGGCUAUCCUAGAGAAGGUUAAGGGAUCGUCGUUGCGGCUGACGAAGAUGGACGACGAGAUCUAUGAGCACCUCAAGUCCGAGUUCCCCGAGUUCGACCCCGCGGCAACCAUAAACGAGGACGAGAUGAAGAGCAAGUCGGGCAAGGAACGGUGGCGCAAGUUCAUGAUGGCCUACGACAAGAGAGUCGACGACUACAACUUCGGCACCAUGCUGCGGACGAGCCCUAACGUCGAAUACGAACAGGACACAACCAUAUUCGUUCCUAGGAUGCAAUUCUACGCUAUCGAGAUAGCGAGAAACAAAGCUGGCCUGAACGACUGGAUCUAUGAGAAGGCUAAAGGUAUCGGCAAGUCGUAA
Molecule: messenger RNA, 483 nt
Organism: Annulohypoxylon truncatum
Lineage: Eukaryota; Fungi; Ascomycota; Sordariomycetes; Xylariales; Hypoxylaceae
Product: DUF757-domain-containing protein
Exons: 4
Coding region: 1-483 (160 amino acids)
Cellular component (GO): cytoplasm
Source: RefSeq, a predicted model, not a curated record